AUGGGCAUGGACCUGUCUCCAAAGCUUGUAAUUCUCCUGCUCUCUGCGCUGGUCAUCGCAAUCCUGCGCCUUCAUCGCUUCUUCAUCCGCCGUCAGUGCGCCAGCUGCCAUGGUUGUCAACCGGUCGCGCGAUCGUUCACCAGAGACCCCUUCCUCGGCCUCGAUCGCAUUCCUUGUACUCUGCGGGCCCUCAAGCAGCAUAAAAUCCUUGAACAAGGCUGUACCCUGUUCCGCACGUACGGCAAUACAUUCACGCUUAAGGAGCUACAGCGCAGUGUAAUCCUGACAAUUGAGCCGGAAAAUAUCAAAACCGUUCUCUCGCUCAGGUUCCAUGACUAUGGCAUCCACUAUCGCCUUGCGCCCUUUAAACCAUUAUUGGGAGAAGGUAUCUUCAGUACAGACGGCGAGCACUGGGCUGAGUCCCGCGCGCUUAUCAGACCGAGCUUUACGCGAGACCAGGUAGCGGAUGUGAGGGAGUUGGAGGAGUUAAUUGGGGAUUUGUUUGCAUUCCUGCCUAGGGAUGGGACGACUGUUGUCGACCUGCAGGAGUUGUUUUUCAGAUAUACCAUUGAUUCUGCGACGGCCUUUCUGUUCGGGCAGUCUGUUGCCACAUUAAAGAAAAGUCAAGAAGAUCUCGGCUUCGCAGAGGCUUUUCAUUAUGCGCAAAAGGCAGUCCUCACACGGGGCACGCUAGGUCCCCUCAAUAUGGUCUACCGUGAUCGGAGGGCCGACGAGUGUAAUCGGAUCUGUCGGGACUUUGCACAGCAGUUCGUCGAGGAGGCUGUCCAGGCUGUGGAACUGAGCAAGAAUACCAAAGGCAUAGAUGACGCCCAACCAGAUACAGACGCAAAGCACCAGAAACAUAUCUUUUCCCACGAGCUUGCCUCGCGGACAUCUGAUAAACAGCGCAUUCUGGACGAGCUUAUGAAUGUGCUCCUGGCCGGGCGCGACACAACCGCUAGUUUACUGAGCAACAUGUUCUUCGUGCUCGCUAAGAAUCGCGCGAUAUGGCAUAAGCUCCGCGCCGAAGUUGCUGUUCUCCAGGGUCAGCCGCCGACAUAUAACGAGCUUCGUGGUCUUAAAUACGUCCAGUGUUGUGUGAAUGAGUCUCUCCGCCUUCACCCUGUCGUCCCACGCAACGAACGUGAAGCCACCCGCGAUACUGUCCUACCCUUAGGCGGUGGGAAAAACGGCCUCUCCCCUGUGUUUGUGCCAAAAGGCACUAUCGUCAGUUAUAAUAUCUAUGCAAUGCAUCGCCGAACAGACAUUUAUGGCGCAGAUGCUAACGAGUUCCACCCGGAGCGCUGGGAGGAUGGCAAGCUGCGGCCACACUGGGGGUAUCUGCCUUUCAAUGGCGGACCACGGAUCUGUAUUGGGCAGCGCUACGCAUUAACUGAGGUAGCUUACGUCCUCGUCCGGAUGGUGCAGGAAUUUGCGGCCAUGGAGAGUGCAGAUCCCGGGCCCUGGGAGGAGUCGUUAGCGCUAACGCUUUGUUCGAGGAAUGGCGUUAAAGUUCGUCUUUUUCCUACUUAA
Messenger RNA from Rhinocladiella mackenziei CBS 650.93, 1533 nucleotides. RefSeq lists its product as uncharacterized. The transcript has 3 exons. The record is from RefSeq and is a predicted model, not a curated record. Gene Ontology annotation, molecular function: oxidoreductase activity, acting on paired donors, with incorporation or reduction of molecular oxygen, reduced flavin or flavoprotein as one donor, and incorporation of one atom of oxygen; iron ion binding; heme binding. NCBI's taxonomy places the organism in Eukaryota, Fungi, Ascomycota, Eurotiomycetes, Chaetothyriales, Herpotrichiellaceae. The coding region runs from base 1 to 1533 and encodes 510 amino acids.